Ceratotherium simum simum (southern white rhinoceros) is the source of this 2255-nucleotide messenger RNA. NCBI's taxonomy places the organism in Eukaryota, Metazoa, Chordata, Mammalia, Perissodactyla, Rhinocerotidae. The record is from RefSeq and is a predicted model, not a curated record.
UGAGGAGCUGUGUGCUCUUAAAUCAUAAUCCUGUGACAUCUUGACAACUAGCAAGUUGGGAAGCUCCCAAAUGGUAAAUGUCAAUAUGAGUAAAAUAGAAACUACUCUGACCACUGAAUGUCCCUCACCAAAAAUACCAGUUCUCCAAGAUUCUAAACUAUCAGACCUUGAAAAACAGCUCCUUAGUGAGUUAAAGUUUCAACUGGGGAGUGGAGAGCAUAGCCAGGCUCAAGGCUGUCCCACUGACAUGUCCCUUAUUUCAGAGAGCUUGCCUUCCAAGUCCUCCCUCAGUCCCAGAGCAUCUCCAGUGGGGACAAGGAGCUUCCCAGGUGCUGCAUGUCCACUUGGAGGACACCCGGAUCAGCAUGGAGCAGGAGCAGGAGCCCUGGGUCUCUGAACGAGUCUCAUGGAAAUGCAAGGAUAAGAAUUUCCCACCAGCUGCAAAGAGAGUGAGGCCUCUGGGCUCCAAAACAGGAGAAUGUGGAAGUGAGGAUUCAGGAGCUGGGACACCUAAAGCCAGAAAGAAGAGACACUCUACUGAGGACAGAGAAUUAGAGGGCACUUCCCUGUCUCUGUCACAGAAUGAACAGUUUUCUCCUGAAAGUUACUUCAGAAUAAAGACUAAGCAAUUUUUUUUUCAGUGGAUCAAUUCCAAGAGAAAAAUCACAGGGCAGGAAAGUCCCCAGCAAAAAGCCAAGUUCAUGUCAACCUUUGCGCAGCACCAAGACCCCGCUGCAAGUGCAGCUCUCCUUCUGAGCUGUGGGCCUCCUGAAGCUCAUGAGCUCACGACAGCCACUGGGAAGAUCCUAGAGGAGAAACUGGCAUGUAGGCAUGAACCUGAGGCCAUGGAGUUAAGUCAGCAGAAGGAGGAACUGCAGGCCCAGGUAGAGGCUGACAAGGGACAUCCCUCCAACUAUAGGGCUUUCUCUGACUGACAGCAGGGGGAAUGGGCAAGUACCAAGUCCCGCAGCCAAGAUGCUGUCUCUGCUCACCAGAGUUGUCUUACAAGUGUUAGAACUGAGACAGGAUCAGACAUCUCCAGAGAGUUGUGGCCUUCAAGGACCAGCAUUUAUGCCAGAGUCAACCGGCUUCCCAGCCCUCCAGGGAGCCUGAGCCCCAUCCAAGCCCCACCUGCAUGCAUUAGGUAUGCCAGGUCCCUCUGGCCACCCACACCCGUGAUGAAGGCACUGUGUUCAGAGAUUUGACUCUUCUAUUCAAACAGAAAACGCUUCUCCAACACUCCCAGGGAAAAAAAUGUCCCCAAAGAAAUUAUUUAGUCCUUGUUGAGAAAGGCUCACAGUUUUCGUGAUAAAACAUCUUCCGAUGAGAACAAUCUUUCUUUAGCACAACAGAGGAUACUGAUCCUCCUAAAAAAUGUUUCUGCUAACAGAGAGUGGUGUUCUCUGGGUGGUGCACUGGGGGCGUGGGUUUGGGGUAUCCUGGGGCUUGUGCUCAGGGAAAGGAAGGAAGGAGGUCAGCUCUGACUGAUUUCCUCUUUUGGUUUCUACAAGAUGACCAGUCCCUUGUAGGGGGCCCGACAGUGGUCUUCUCAGUUUUAUCCUGGGUCCUUUAUUUGACCCCACUGAGAUGUCCUCUAUUCAAAACACUAUUUUUUCAUAAAAAGUACAAGAAGUUCACUCUAAAAACUUUCAGGCCUUUUCAAAGACAGAAAAACCCUUCAAGUCCAGAACUUGGCUCAAACUGUCUUUUCAUCUGCUUCCUCACUGUCCUGAACUAUACACAGCUGCAGGGUAGGAUGAGUUCCUCUGGAAUAAUACAGCCAGAAUUCCCCCUUGUUGCCUCAGAAAGUUUUGGAAUUGGAAGUGUGGGAGUGUUUAGGCCCUGAGGUGGGGGGUAGGGAGAAAUCUUCCUCAUGGAUCUCUUGGUGAGGAAUAAAUGUCACCUGCUCCUAAGAGCCCUUCUCUCCCUCAUGAAGUCUGGGGUCAUGAGCCAUGUCCCCACCCCUCAUAGGGUCACCUGACCCUAAUGAAAAUGGGUAGCAGUUCACCCUCCAGCUUCCUCUACCCUUCCUGGAGCAGUAGGGAGGACAGAACUUGCAGCUCUGAAAAGGCCCAGGGAUACAAACAUUUCCCUGAAAACAGUGGCUUAUUUUCAUUUAGAGAAAGUUGCUGAUUCCACAGUAUCACAGGUGGGUGGUCAAUGGGGGGUGGGGUGUGUAUGGAUGGGUUUUGUGAUUGUGGACACUGGAGUGGCCAGGGCGAGGUCUGGACACUGGGUGGGUCCAGCUGAAGAAU